Ochotona princeps (American pika) is the source of this 847-nucleotide messenger RNA. RefSeq names its product protein BEX1. NCBI's taxonomy places the organism in Eukaryota, Metazoa, Chordata, Mammalia, Lagomorpha, Ochotonidae. The record is from RefSeq and is a predicted model, not a curated record. Gene Ontology annotation, biological process: signal transduction. The transcript is spliced from 3 exons. Gene Ontology annotation, molecular function: signaling receptor binding. Gene Ontology annotation, cellular component: cytoplasm; nucleus. Bases 272 to 649 code for a protein of 125 amino acids.
CGGCGGCCAGGGCGGUAGCCGCUCGCGGGCGCACAGCGGCGCAGCUGCACCCGCGGCUCUCUCCACACCGCAGCCCUGGGUUUGCACAGUGGCCCCUGGGGUGGGGGUUCCAGGGCAGCUGGGGUGCUGGCGGGCAGAGCAGCAGAGCAAGUUCCACCUAAAGGAAACUCCCCCUAGUCGCUGCGGGAAAACGGUCCGAGGUGCUGAGUGUUGCAGCGGCGGCGAGAAUCGGGAGGAGGAGGAGCAGACGACAAGGAUAGGCCCAGGAGCUAUGGAGUCCAAAGAGGAACAGACAUUCAAAAAUACCAACAUGGAGCUUGUCCAGAAGGAAAAGGCAGAAAAGGCGCCAGUUGCUAAUAAAGAGGAGCCGGUGGCCCUCCGUUUUGAAGCUGGCGAGUACCUGGCACCUAGAGGAAACCGUAGACGGUUCCGUGCUAGGCAGCCCAUUGUGCACUACAGAUGGGAUAUGAUGCAUAGGCUUGGAGAGCCACAGGCAAGAAUGGGAGAAGAAAAUGUCGAACGCAUUGGGGAAGAGAUGAGGCACCUGAUGCAGAAACUGAGGGAGAAGCAGUUGAGUCAUAGUCUGCGGGCUGUUAGCACUGACCCCCCUCACCAUGACCAUCAUGAUGAAUUCUGCCUUAUGCCCUGAAACCUGAUGCUUUCCCUCAAGUACACCGGGAGACCUCUGAUUCCCAACUUUAUGCAUUUGUGAUGUAUUGUUGAUGUAAACGUUUUGAAGUUACCCAUUCCCUUCGGUUCCCUCUUAUUAGCUUCUAAUUAAAUGGUGUAUUUUUGACCCAGUCUGUAAGACUUCAUUUGCGGAAGAAUUUUGCCUAUUGCAUGGAAA